AGAAUAAAUUAGCAUGACAAGUUAAAUGGGUCAAAAUCAGUGUAGCGUCCAGUGUUAUUUGUGCCAGCCAGUAAAAGUGAACAUUUCUGCUAUGUUUUAAAGGCAACUGAUAUCUGGAAUUUUUAAAGUGUCAUGAAAAAGGUCAUUUAACUACGAAGAAUUAUAGAAGUCCCGCGAUAAAUCACUCCAGAUCAUACACCUCCGGCUCUAAAUACGAGUAGAUUAACAUACGGACCGGAUCAACCAUGUUCAAAAAGUAUGGUCGAGUUUUUCUAUUAGUAUCCAUUGUACUGUUAGUCCAUUUGACGGAGGAGUUCAGUCAUUUUAAUCCUCAUAGGCGCCCGAAACUGAUGGGAGAUCAUCUGCCUCUUCGGGCUAUCACUCCCGAGCGACAGAGAGUAAGAAACAAAAUUGUGAUGUAUCACAAUUACUUUAGGUCAAGGGUUGAACCGAAAGCGAGCAACAUGCUGAAAAUGAAAUGGCAUAGAGGUGCAGCAAGAGACGCCCAAAGAUGGGCUAACAAGUGCGAGUUUCUUGUUCACGAUAGCGUAGAAGGUCGGCACGUCAGCGGCUAUGGUUCUUGUGGGCAAAAUAUCUUCAUCGCCAGCACCAAAGUUCCUUGGCUCUUUGCAAUCGAAACCUGGUGGCUUGAAAAGGAUGCCUUCAAAUUUGGGGGCAAAAAUAACAUGACGCUUGUAGGACACUAUACACAGAUGGUAUGGGCUACAACACAUGAAGUAGGAUGUGGCCUUUCAAAAUGCUAUAGAAUAUUGUACGACAAAAAUGGGAAAGAAAUUGACGGAAGAACACGAGUUUUUUACAAUUAUAUUUGCAACUACUGUCCGAUUGGUAAUCGUCCCGGUCGAACGUCGUUCCCUUACAAGUUGGGCAAUCCAUGCAGUUCCUGCAAAAAGCAAUGCAGCAAGAAGCUUUGCCUUAAUUCCUGUGAUGUGUCAAAUGUGUGGGGCAACUGCAGGGAGCUCAACAGGAUUCAUCCCACCUGGUUGUGCAGAAACCACACACCGCAAGGCAAGCAUCGACAUCGCAAUUGUAGAGCAACAUGCACUUGUGGAAAUAGAAUAUAUGACUUUUAAUAUACGCCGGUUUUCGCCCA
Messenger RNA from Dendroctonus ponderosae (mountain pine beetle), 1114 nucleotides. Its product is annotated as cysteine-rich secretory protein 2. The record is from RefSeq and is a predicted model, not a curated record. Bases 246 to 1094 code for a protein of 282 amino acids. The transcript has 6 exons. Gene Ontology annotation, cellular component: extracellular region. Lineage: Eukaryota; Metazoa; Arthropoda; Insecta; Coleoptera; Curculionidae.